AUGGAUUGCUUUAAAAAUUGUGGUCAAAACUUGGGUUCAAACAAUGAACAGAAAAAAAUCAAUAAAAUGAUUGAACAGCGAUUAAAAAGAGACGAAAAGUCUGCCAGACAUGAACUCAAACUACUAUUGUUGGGAACGGGAGAGUCCGGUAAAAGUACUUUUGUUAAACAAAUGCGAAUCAUUCAUAACAGAGAUUAUAAUGAAUUAGAAAAGAGAGGAUUCAUUGAUUAUGUCUACCAUAACAUAAUAGUCGCCAUACAGACCAUUAUCAAUGCUAUGAGUGAUUUAGACAUCAAAUAUGAUAACGACAUCAACGUUAUGAACGCAAACUAUUUGAUGACAAUUAAUGUUGACUAUAAUAGCAAUCGUGUGUCCAAACUGUCGCCCGAAGUGGUGAAAGCCAUCAGAGAGUUAUGGCUGGACUUUGGGAUUCAGACGUGUUAUAACCGGAAAAAUGAGUAUCAAUUAAGCGAUUCGGCAAAGUAUUACUUUGACUCAGUUGACAGACUCUCAUCACCCGAUUAUAUUCCCACCCGAGAGGACAUACUCCGUGUCCGUAUACCGACCACUGGUAUCAAUGAAUACACUUUCGACUUGAAUGUCGUUCGCUUUCGUGUCGUUGAUGUCGGUGGUCAGCGAUCAGAGCGCCGCAAAUGGAUCCACUGUUUCGAAAGCGUCACAUCAAUCAUAUUCUUGGCGGCACUCAAUGAGUACGACCAGACACUGUACGAGUGUCAACAAAACUGUGUCCAAAAUCGUAUGGAAGAAUCACAAAAGCUGUUCCAAGUGAUCAUCACAUGCGAGUAUUUCUUCAAAUCUUCAGUCAUACUGUUUCUCAACAAAAAAGAUUUGUUCGAAGAGAAGAUCCAAUACUCACAUCUCGUCGAUUACUUUCCCGAAUACGACGGUCCGGUCAAGAAUGCCCAGACGGCCGGCGAAUUCAUACUCAAUGAGUACAACAAUUUGAAUCAAUUUGCAGACAAAGAGAUCUAUAGUCACUUCACGUGUGCCACCGAUACUGAAAACAUACGACUCGUGUUUAACGCCGUCAAACAUACCAUUCUUCAGAUACAUCUCACGGAUUUUAUGUUGGCUUAG
Messenger RNA from Oppia nitens, 1098 nucleotides. RefSeq names its product guanine nucleotide-binding protein subunit alpha-14-like. The record is from RefSeq and is a predicted model, not a curated record. The transcript has a single exon. Gene Ontology annotation, molecular function: guanyl nucleotide binding; G protein-coupled receptor binding; G-protein beta/gamma-subunit complex binding. Gene Ontology annotation, cellular component: heterotrimeric G-protein complex. Gene Ontology annotation, biological process: adenylate cyclase-modulating G protein-coupled receptor signaling pathway. Bases 1 to 1098 code for a protein of 365 amino acids. Lineage: Eukaryota; Metazoa; Arthropoda; Arachnida; Sarcoptiformes; Oppiidae.